GAAUGCGGCCAUUGCACGCUGCAUGUGCUUUUGAUGUAUUUCAUGUAUUUCUUCCACUGCACAGCAAUUGUGGAGUACUAUUGAGAAAAAAAUAAUCAGGAUACUGCAAUGAAGCAAGAAACGCAUCGAGCAGGUUCAUUUAAACAGUCUAAUAAACAACACAAGACUGGAAGACAUCGCAGUAAAAGCGCUAUCAUUAACGAGCAUAAAGGUAAACAAAAUGUCAUCAAAAUGUCGAUUAAACAUCUUAAGAGAAGUCUUCAGAGGGAUGCACGUAGAAACCAAUUGUCGCAAAUUAGAAAGAAGAAACGUGAGGAAGUACUAACACAAAAGAGAAAUCUUGGCGGUUUCCUUUCUGCGCCUGUCCUCAUUUGUAUUAUACCUUUACAAAAUGAUAUAAAUAUUCAGAAUAUUGUCUCUAUUAUAACUAGUAUAGAUGAUACUGCUACUGUUACUACCAGUCCUUGUGGGAUUCUACAUAUAAGUAUACCAAGGAUUAAACAGCGGUUUUCCAUCAUUGUACCACCAAUAGGUAAUGUUGUAGCAACAUUAGAUGCAGCCAAAGCUGCUAAUACAAUACUUUUUAUCACUUCCGUCGCAUGUCAGACAAAUAGUGAUACUGAAAAAGAAAUUAUAGAUGAUUGGGGCAAGAACAUAAUUGUGUCUUGCCUUGCUCAAGGUUUACCUACUACCAUAUUUGCAGUACACAAUAUUCAAAGACUUCACAUUAAAAAACGUCAGGAAUAUAAACAAUCUGUUCAACGUGUUAUUUCUAAAUGGCUUCCUGAUGAGAAAGUACUUGAAUUAGACACUGUGGACGAUUGCUUGAAUAUGUUACGUCGUGCUGGAUCACAAAAACAAAGAAAUGUAUUUUACAAAAAUAUAAGGCCGUAUCUUUUAGCUGAAGAAAUUUCCUUUGAAUGUAAUGAAGAUUCACUCGAUUUUGGAACUCUUUCGGUUACUGGUUAUGUGCGAGGAGAAACACCACUGUCUGUUAAUAAUUUAGUUCACAUACCAGGCUUUGGUGACUUUCAAAUGUCGUGCAUCAAAGCACCUGAAGAUCCAUAUGAAAUUACAUACGCUAAUCGCAAGAAACGUUCUCAUGAUGACGAGAUGAAAGCAAAAAAAAACGAAACUGUAAUUUUAUAUACCGCAGAUCUUGAAAGACAGAAAACUCUCGAAAGUGAAUAUAUUCCUGAUCCAAUGGACGCUGAACAAACAUGGCCUACAGAAGAGGAAUUGGCUGAAGCAGCAGCUAAUAGAAAGAAAAAAAUUGUAAAAGUUGUACCGAAAGGAACUUCUGAAUAUCAAGCUGCAUGGAUACCAGACGAAGAUGGAGAAAGUCUCAGUGUAUAUUCAGAGGAAUCAGAAGACAAUAUGUCUGUGGAUGAUGCAAAAUCUGAAACAGACAGCAAUAAAGAUUUGGAAGAUGAUGAAGAAUAUGAAACUAUUACGAUAUCAGAAGCGGCAGUAGAUGAAGCGCAUUACGAUCGAGAUAUCAAUAUGUUUGAAGAGAAACAAGCCAUAGAAAAGUUUAAAGAAGCAAAAUUGGACGCACAAUUUCCGGAUGAAGUGGAUACACCCCAAGAUACAUUAGCUAAAACAAGAUUCCAGAAAUACCGAGGUCUCGAAUCUUUUCGUACUAGUCCAUGGGAUCCAAAGGAAAAUCUUCCCAUCGAUUAUUCUCGAAUAAUUGAAUUUGCAGACUAUGAUCGUAGACGAAAGCGUAUUUAUAAAGAGUGCGAAGAUAUCGAAGAUGCUGUAUUGCCAGGAAGAUAUGUAACACUUGAUAUUAUUCACGUUAGUAGAGAAAUUUUUAAGACAUUUGCUACAGUAACGAAUCAACCAUUAAUAGUGGUUGGUCUGCUUCCAUAUGAACAUAAAAUGUCUUUAUUGAAUGUUGUAUUGAAACAUUCAAAUAAUUAUACGCUACCGAUCAAAUCGAAGGAAAGAUUGGUAUUUCAAUGCGGAUUUAGACGAUUUACAGCAUGUCCAAUAUUCAGUCAACAUACAAAUGGCAAUAAGCAUAAAUAUGAAAGAUACUUUCAUCCAGAUAAUACUGUCGUGGCGAGUAUGUAUGCACCAGUUACUUUUUCACCAUGUCCAGUUCUUUGUUACAUUGAAAAUCAAAGUGGAGAACUUAAAUUAAUCGCAACCGGAAAUGUGUUAUCUUGUAAUCCCAAUAGAAUUGUCUUGAAACGAGUCGUUCUAAGUGGUCACCCUUAUAAAAUAAACAAAAGAUCAGUGGUUGUGCGUUUCAUGUUUUUUAAUCGCGAGGAUAUCGAAUGGUUCAAGCCUGUUCAAUUAAGAACAAAAUACGGACGCAGAGGCCAUAUAAAAGAAUGUCUUGGUACACAUGGACAUAUGAAAUGUAUCUUUAAUGGCCAGCUAAAAUCUCAAGAUACAAUUUUAAUGAAUCUUUACAAACGAGUAUUUCCAAAGUGGACUUACGAACCUUUAUUAUUAACACAAUUGGCUUGCCAUCAACCUGAAGUCAUGCAGACAGAAUAAUCUUUAUUCGUAGAAUUAAGAUAUAUCUAACUAUAUAUA
Messenger RNA from Camponotus floridanus (Florida carpenter ant), 2550 nucleotides. RefSeq names its product pre-rRNA-processing protein TSR1 homolog (gene Tsr1). Gene Ontology annotation, cellular component: nucleus; preribosome, small subunit precursor. The coding region runs from base 109 to 2511 and encodes 800 amino acids. The record is from RefSeq and is a predicted model, not a curated record. Gene Ontology annotation, molecular function: GTPase activity; U3 snoRNA binding; GTP binding. Gene Ontology annotation, biological process: endonucleolytic cleavage of tricistronic rRNA transcript (SSU-rRNA, 5.8S rRNA, LSU-rRNA); ribosome biogenesis; maturation of SSU-rRNA from tricistronic rRNA transcript (SSU-rRNA, 5.8S rRNA, LSU-rRNA). The transcript is spliced from 13 exons. Lineage: Eukaryota; Metazoa; Arthropoda; Insecta; Hymenoptera; Formicidae.